UAAUGACCUUUCCCGUUACUUUUGUUUUUCAUUAACAAUUGACCCAGGAUUAAUUCAACAAAAGAAUAGUCGCACAAAAUGUGUAAUGGAAACGGCAGCGAUAGGAUCCAUUUCCUAUCCAUUCGACGGGUGUAUUUUUAUUUUGUCUAACUUCUUUAUUGCGACAAAUGAUAAUGGAAACGUUUUCUUUUUACAAUAAAUUAUGAUUUCCUAAUCAUUUUGAAGGUACACGGGGCACGUGAUGUACCAGUAACUACAACGCGUCACUCCACAUUUCAUUCUAAAUGUAUGCUACAUGCUAAAUAAAAAAUGUCAACUAUAAAAAUUAUGUUUCUGUGCAGGACAAGGAUUGUCCUGACUUUCCAGAAUGCCUAAAUUGCUCCCCAUGCUUUUCUGGUUGGCUGGCAAGUUUCGACAUCCAAUUAUUUCAGAUCUACAAGAGUGCACGUUUCACCAUGGCAUGGACCUUGGCGAUACGUUUGCACAUGAUAAUUGUUAAAAUAUGGCACAUAUGAGUACAUUAUUGCAUUCUAUAGCCUACAUGCUGGCUUUCGCGGGUCCUACCUGAGACGAAACAGAUAGGUGGGAGGGCAUACAGGCUGUCGCCAAUUUAUUAAUGCGCAAUUUGCCUAAAUGGGUAAUGAAAACAACCAUUACGUUAUUAUUCAACACUGUAGGUUUUUGCGUGUUUUUUUAAAUUUGUAGGUGUGACGCCAUUAUGUCCAGUUGUUUUUAUCGACACAAGGUAGUUAAAUGGAAAAGCACCUUAGCAGGCAAUUGUCACAUCUAUUUUCGAUGCGAACUUUCUACAUGUAGACAAAAAAAUCACUGGACAAGUUAUUGUAAACAUAGCUAGUGUCAUGCUACUCGAUUUAUGCUACUCAAUUUAUGAAUAACAGACAACAGUUUAUGUUGUAGAACUGAGAAAACCAUCAAUUCAACAAUAGGAAUAUGAGGACUAAUGGAAAAAAAAGUAUAAUGCUGUAUUAUUAAUGAGUGUUGUGUUAAAUAGCAUAUUUUUUUUACAGAGCCCAUUUAAAUGAGUGAUGCUUACUUUUCUGGUUUCAGUACUUGUUAAACAAUGUUUUACUGAUCAUAAGUAUAACUGUUAUACUUUUGCAAAAAUAAACGAGUACAUUAUAAGUCACUAGUCAAUAGGCAGCUAAUGUCUGCACCCAGAACAAACUUGGCUACGCUAUAUGUUAAGGCUGUCACAUUGAAAUGACUGGCGAGCUAAUCCUCUCCAUGUCCACAAUAGUCUGAACCAUUCAGCCUGCUGAUAGACGUUAGUCAACAGGAAGGACUGACUGGGGUUAUAUAACAGCCUGCCUGCAAAGGCAGACCCAGACAUAGCAGGGAGACACACACUCCCACUCACACACACAGUUUAGUCUGAGGUCCAGCCCCCUCUCAGUAGCAUUCAGUGCCAGACUUCAGGGAGGUAGUUUCCUUCUCACAAACAGCUUGUGUAACUGAGCAGAGAGGAAGAGAGGCAUGGGCUGGCGGAAGGGUGUUCUUGUACUGAGGCCGGGGCUGAGGCUGGGGCCAGGGUUGGGAAUGAGGCAGGGGCUUAGGCUGGGACUGCUGGUUCUGCUGUGCUGCCUUGCCCUGUGUCCAGCACCUCUCCAGGGGGACAAGGUCCUGGUGAUGCCUGUAGACGGGAGCCACUGGCUGAGCAUGAAGCUACUGGUGAAGGAGCUGGCGGCCAGAGGCCAUGAGAUGGUUGUGCUGGUUCCUGACACAUCCAUCCUCAUCCAGGGCUCUGACUACUACAGGACUGAGACCUUUAGGGUCCCCUACAGCAAGGCACAGCUGGACGAGAACGUCAACAAACUGAAGGACGCUGCGUUCCUCAAGGCCCCGGAUAUAAUGGACAUAUUCGUGAACGUGCAGCACCUGAUUCACUUCACCACCAUGCAGGUGAAAGGUUGUGAGGGUCUGCUGUAUGACGAGCCCCUGAUGCAGCGACUGAGAGGAGAAAGGUUUAAGAUGAUGCUGACCGACCCCUUCCUACCCUGUGGAUCCAUCAUCGCUGAGUCCUUCAACAUCCCAGCGGUGUACUUCUCGAGGGGGAUCCCCUGUGGGCUGGAUGAGAAGGCUGCCCAGUGCCCCACUCCCCCAUCCUACGUACCACGCUUAUUCUCCGGCAACACUGACCACAUGGACUUCCUAGGGAGGGUUAAGAACAUGCUCAUGUAUAGUCUGGAGAGCUACCUGUGUACGGUAAUGUUUGCCAGCUUUGACGAGCUGACCAGUAGGUACCUGGAUAAGGACAUGACGUACAGGGAACUGCUGGGUCACGGGGCGAUCUGGCUGCUGAGGUAUGACUACUCCUUUGAGUAUCCCAAACCCAGGAUGCCCAACAUGGUCAACAUUGGAGGCAUCAACUGUGGUAAAAGAGCUCCACUUCCAGCGGACCUGCAGGAGUUUGUGGAUGAGUCAGGAGAGGAUGGCUUCGUGGUCUUCACCCUGGGCUCUAUGAUCUCUCAGAUGCCUGAGGAGAAAGCCAAGCAGUUCUUUGAUGCCUUCAGCAGGAUCCCUCAGAGGGUCGUGUGGAGGUACACAGGAGUGGUGCCUGAGAACGCUCCAGACAACGUCAGACUGAUGAAGUGGCUUCCUCAGAAUGAUCUGCUGGGCCACCCCAAGGUCAAGGCCUUCAUGACCCACGGAGGAACCCACGGUAUCUACGAGGGGAUCUGUAACAGUGUUCCCAUGGUGAUGCUUCCGUUGUUCGGUGACCAGAGUGACAACGUACACCGCAUGACGGUGAGGGGUGUCGGGGAGGUGCUCACUUUGUUCGAUAUCACCUCAGACAAACUGGUGGAGGCCCUCAACAAGGUCAUCAACGACAAGAGUUACAAGGAGAAGAUGCUGAAGCUGUCAGCGGUACAUAAGGACCGUCCCAUCGAGCCCCUGGACCUGGCUGUGUUCUGGUCAGAGUUUGUGAUGCGCCACGGCGGAGCGGAACACCUGAGACCCGCGGCUCACGACCUCAACUGGAUCCAGUACCACAGUCUGGACGUGUUCACUCUGCUACUCACUAUAGUUCUCAUUGUUGUCAUGGUCACCGUUAAAUGCUGCAAAGUCUGCUUCCGCAAGUGUUGUGGAAAGAAGAAGACUAUGAAGAAGAAGAAGAGUGAGUGAAUGUCCUUCCUGUGGCCUAGGCCGGGAUUCAAUCCAAGGCUCGUUGUAGAGAGCUGUUGACAAUAAUGUGCCUUUUAAAGGCAAUGUUCCUGUGUUUGCUGAGAUCACAUUCACAAUAAACGCUGCAGAUGUUGGCUCAAUCAGAAAAUACCUUCAAAUGUCAAGCGCGCUACAAUGCGCUACAGAUUGAAUCCCAGCCCAAGCCACCAGGCCCUAGAGUCCAGAGUAACUAUACUGCCCACUCUAGGCCCUGUGUAUAACAGGGAGUGAAUAGGCUACUGUAGCUUGAAGGAAAGAAAGGCCUGACAGAGAUUUGCCAUUUUUAUGUUUGUUUGAUUUGAUAUCUCAGGAUAAUGUCAGAGUAACUUCAUGUGUCUGUUGUAGAUAAGGCCUGAUGCCUGCCACCAGCAAGACAGUCUCAUUCCACCACAGGAGGUUGGUGGCACCUUAACUGCUGGUAAUGGCUGGAGCGGAAUGAGUGGAAUGGUAUCAAAUACAUCAAACACGUAGUUUCCAUGUGUUUGAUGCCAUUUCAUUCGCUCCAUUACAGCCAUUAUUAUGAGCCGUCCUCCCCUCAGCAGCCUCCUAUGUAUUCCACAGUCAGCCACUGUGCCUUGGGAGGAGUGUGACUCCAAAACUGUUAGCCUGUCUAGCAUCUGUGAUGCUAAUUCAAGAUCCUGUUUAGUAAAAAGCAUGAGCUGACGCACACCCACAUUGUAUUGUAGAGGUGCUAACCAACGAAGAUUAAACUGUAUAAAAAUAAAGUCACACAGUCAGAGUUGCCGAAACGUUGGUUAUUAGGUUUACUUAAUCAAUUGUUUGGAGUAUAUAUACGAGUGUACAACUUUGUUUUUAUACAAUUUAUGAUCCUGGUAACACAACCAAUAUAUGUCAUGCUGGUAUAAAUCAUUUUGGAGACAGGCGCAGGGUAUACCACCUAUAUACACUAUAGGGGUUUUUAAUACACCCAAAACAAACACAUACAAAAACACUGGGCUGUACCCAAACAAAAGCGCGAGGGUAAACAUUGUUGAACACCACGGGACGAUACCCAAGGGCACACUUAUACAAGUACUAAUCAGUGGGAAUAGGGGACAGGUGUGCGUAAUGAAUGUUCCGGAGGGAUCUGUGACAAUAGACUGGCAAGAGAGAAUUUCUCUUUGUCUUUGAAAGGCAUUUUGACAGUAAAAAGCUAUGGCAGGUGUGUCAUUUUGCCUGGGCCUCAUUCGGUCUUCAUCAAGGUCCAGAGAGCACCACUGACAUUUUUUUCCUCGCCGUCAAAAUUUGCUAAAUGUAGUCCUUUAUCCAUCGUUUUUUGGAAUUUCUGAUGCUUCCUGACUGUCUAGCUUUCAUUUCAGUAAUUAUUGUUUUUUGUUGUACAGUACUUUUUCAUUAUGUUUGUAAUAAUAUUUCAAGUGAAAAAAAACAUUUUGUGAAAAUCUACAAAUAAAUUGUAAUACAAAGUUG
Messenger RNA from Salmo salar (Atlantic salmon), 4611 nucleotides. Its product is annotated as UDP-glucuronosyltransferase. Lineage: Eukaryota; Metazoa; Chordata; Actinopteri; Salmoniformes; Salmonidae. The record is from RefSeq and is a predicted model, not a curated record. Gene Ontology annotation, molecular function: UDP-glycosyltransferase activity.